CUGUGUAAGUGCCAACCGUGUUGGAGCGCGCUUAAAUUGACCAAUUGCAUGCUUAGGCACAUAUCAACCACACAAGUUCACAACCAACAUCUCAUCUCAAACUGCGCCUCCCAUACAUACGGUACCUCACCUACCAACCUUGCCUACCUUGGUAGGCAUCGAGGACUGCAGACUUCAGCCCGUGUUCCCAUCUCCUCAACUUCCCAUCAAACCCUGUGGCCUGUAUUCUAACGUGCCCUCACAUUUCUCUUUCCUUGAGCUCGACCCAUUCUGGAGGAAACAUUCAAUAACAUUCAGACCACUCACUACUCGGUGGAGAUGGCCACAGAGACCCAGUGUGAGAGUGACGGAGCCGGCUCUUUGCAAAAGCCAGAAUGGCUGCGAUAUCUCGAAGACUAUCUAGGUAUUGAUCCAGGCUCGGUGCCAGACCUGGAGCCGGAGGUCGAGGACGCAGAACCCGAGGAUAUCGCGUCUGUCCUGGCAUCCAAGAUCAGAGAGUAUCUCCUUUGCCGGGACGACGAUGCCGCGGCGCGGUUCGCACGUCAGCUCGAUGAUCUUUAUGCCUCGGUCUACGAGCCCAAAUUUGGCGAAUUCCGCGGGAGACAAGGCUGGACCGGCUAUCUCAAUGCGUUCUACGAGGUUCUGUUCGGGGCUGCCGUUGAAAUGCCAUAUCACGAUCCCCUCCAGGACAAGGUGAUCCAUCUGCUACUGGAGCUCAGAAAGCUGCCUCCACACUCUGUCAAGGUCUUCGUGCAACCUGAGUUCGGAUGGGUUGACUCUGAAAUCUGGACCCGCGAUCCUCUUCUGCCCUGGGAGCUUGUUAGGCACGAGCCACAGGGAUAUCUUAGUCUCGAUAUGUACAGCAAGUGGGACGACCAGGAAGACGCUGCAAAACAGUUCCACGAGACUGCCGCCUACCACGUGAACUUUUCGGCCUUCCGGGCUCGCUGUACGGGUGCGGGCUUGGACGAGGGAUUCACGUUCCGCUUUACCACGGCGGGGGCGACCAUUGAACGUGGCUUGCAGUCCGUAGCCGACCAUCCCUCCAAGCUCAACCCCAACGUGGACUACCACAUCAUCGCCGCCGCGCAGUACAUCCUGCUCGCCGGGGACGUCAUAGACGCUGAGUGCGUCAAGAAGCAGCUGCCGCCGCAUCGCCAUCACGACUGGAAGGGUUGGGCCAACGGUAACGGUCCCGUUCUUUGGAGGCAGUGGGGCGACAGAUUGAAACAGAUCGCAGACGCCCUGGAGUCCGGUGGCGAGUUGGACUUCAAGCUGUCCGAGAAGAACGGGGCGGCCUUGAAGGACAUAGUGACCAAGGCAAGGGACAAGAUGGUGGCUUUGGAACCGGAGCUGUUCGCUCAAGAAAACUAGGCGCCUCCCGCCGGGCACUGAGACCGCGGUGGGGGCAGGAAUCUAGGACGGAAAAGGCCUUGUACUUUAACGCAGACACCAACAUGCGCUGCUCUAUGCUUAUCGUUGGUUGUGCUUCUCGGCCUCCUCUCCACCAAAGGUCCAGGGGGUGACAACCUCCAUCUUCUGCCCUACCUGGAACCCUGUACUUAUUUACUACGAUCAAAGCCCGUCUUCG
Messenger RNA from Chaetomium strumarium, 1591 nucleotides. RefSeq lists its product as uncharacterized. The record is from RefSeq and is a predicted model, not a curated record. The coding region runs from base 319 to 1374 and encodes 351 amino acids. Lineage: Eukaryota; Fungi; Ascomycota; Sordariomycetes; Sordariales; Chaetomiaceae. The transcript is spliced from 3 exons.